GCAUAUUUUACUUACACCGUCAUUUCCUGCGUCAUCUAUGCUAGCGCGCUAGAUCCUGCGGUCUUUCCGGUUCUCAAUAGACAUCCAUCAAGGAGAAGACAUGGGAGAAGUACUUGGGACCAGAUAAGACAGCAGAAAGCAAGGCAGACCCUGAGCUCACAGAGGUCUAAGUGGAGUCUAAACAUGGUCUAAUGGACCGACGGUUUUUGCUGACCUUCGUCUUCUGUUCAGUCUCGUGGAUUUUCUUCUGGGAGGUGCGCUGGAAGAAAGGCAAGGAAAGUCAGAUUGAAGAAUGGCUCCAGAGACGCAGCCUAUCCGAGUACAAGUAUUUAUUUGAAGAUGUACAGACUCUGGAGGAGCUGAGUUUAUGUGUGCUUUCUCGGCUGGAGGAAGUGGUAAAGGAAAACCAUCACUGGAGGGAGAUAACUGAGGCCCAACUUCAGCUGCUCAGAGACUUUGCUUUCCAGGAGUGGCUUUGUUCCCAGAGCCUGGAGCACUACUAUCACACCCUGAAGACCCUGGGCUGCACUACCCUGGAUGAUCUAGCACAGUUUGACAGCCAGCUUCAGCUUUCUCUAGCAGCUUGGGGCUAUUACUAUGAGGAUUACAUCAAACUGUCCACAGGUGUGAGGGUCCUCCAGGCAUCUAAGGGAAGUAGAGAUCAAGAAUACGAGAUUCAGCUGGUGCACUGCCUUGCUGAGAGGCGGCUGAAUGAGAAGUGGUCUUUUGCAGGAGCCCUGAUAUUUGGCUGUACCAUUGCCCUGUGCUUUCUGAUAAGGGACCUCAUGUUUUACGUGAUUGGUGGAAUAACUGUUUCCAUCAUCGCAUUCGUCUUUACCAUCAAAUUUCUGUGUGAGCUUGCUGCUCGUGUGGUCAGCUUCUUACAGAAUGAUGACCCUGCCCGACAUGGGGACCGCAGUAUCUAUGACUAUGUACGGGGUAAUUAUUUGGACCCACGCUCAUGCAAGGUCUCCUGGGACUGGAAAGAGCCACAGGAAGUGGGUCAAACCAUGAGUUUCCGAGUGCAGCUUUUUUACAAAAAUGGCCAGCCUUUUCCUGCACACAGACCUGUGGGAUUGAAGGUGAACAUCACUCACAUAGAGCUGGCUUUAGAAAUCCCUGUGACCCAGGAGGUCCUCCAGGAGCCAGAGUCUAAUGUAGUCAAAGUGGCCUUCACUGUGCGUAAGGCUGGACGUUAUGAAGUAGCUGUAAAACUUGGAGGCCUGAAUGUGGCUUACAGCCCUUACUACAAGAUAUUCCAACCAGGUACAGUGGUGCCAUCCAAAACAAAGAUAGCGUAUCACUUCUCAACACUGGUUCUGACUUAUGGACAGCAGCACAUGCUGCAGAUAGAACCACGGGAUGAAUAUGGCAACCCCACCAGUAACUCUGUCUCACUUGUGGAUGAGGUCAAUUACAGCAUGAAUGUCCACCCAUUGGGCACAGUGGAUGAGGAGAGCUCAGAUGAUUGCUACAGCACAUCGGUAUCAUCAAACAAGCCACAGUGCCAAGUUCUGAUGAGGCUUACCUUCAGGAAAAAAGGCUGCUUCAGGGCAUGUAUCUCAUACAGGGACCAGCCCCUUAGCAAUGGGGAGUUUGACAUCAUUGUACUCAGCGAAAAUGAGAAGAACUGUGUGGAGAAAAAUGUAUCUACCCCAGGCAUAAGCAUCUACUUUGAGGCCUACCUCUACAGCAUGGGCACUUACAGUAGUUGUCCUUGGCAGUUUCUAGCAUCCUCCCAGCUUGCCCUGCAGAGACGGCCCUCCAUGGGUGAUGAUGAGGAGGAACAUGACUCCCCUGUAGAGGGGCAGUCAGAGAAAGUCAAGAAACCAAAAAAGGUGUAUUGCUAUAUCUCACCAAAGCAAUUUUCCGUGAAGGAGUUUUACCUGAAAAUUAUUCCUUGGCGCCUUUUCACUUUCCGUGUGUGUCCUGGAACUAAGUUCACUUACCAUGGACCAGACCCUGUUCAUAAAUACCUAACACUGGUAGUAGAUGAUGGGAUUCAGCCUCCCGUAGAGCUCAGCUGUAAGGACAGAAAUAUCAUGGCUGCAACUUUUAUCCGCUUUCUCCACAAGAAUAUUGGUGGAUCAGAAACUUUUCAGGAUAAAGUGAACUUUUUUCAGCGGGAGCUGAGACACAUUCACACCAAGAGACCUCGCACUAAAACCUGCCUGAAAAUCAGCCGUCACUCACUUCUUGAAUCGUCUCUGAAGGCCACACGGAACUUUUCUGUGUCGGAUUGGAGUAAGAACUUUGAAGUUGUGUUCCAGGAUGAGGAAGCUCUGGACUGGGGUGGGCCACGACGUGAGUGGUUUGAGCUUAUCUGUAAGGCUCUGUUUGAUACAAAUAACCAGCUUUUCACACGCUUUAGUGACAACAACCAAGGAUUGGUCCACCCAAACGCUGAUCGCCCCCCUCACCUGAGGAUGAAAAUGUAUGAGUUUGCAGGUCGAGUGGUGGGGAAAUGUCUAUAUGAAUCAGCUUUAGGUGGGUCCUACAAGCAGCUGGUACGAGCCCGAUUCACCCGCUCCUUCUUGGCUCAGAUAAUUGGAUUACGAAUGAACUAUAAGUACUUUGAAACUGAUGAUGAGGAAUUUUACAAAACCAAGGUAUGCUUUAUUCUUAACAACGAUGUCAGUGAAAUGGACCUGCUGUUUGCUGAAGAAAAAUAUAGCAAGUCAGGACACCUGGAAAAGGUAGUGGAAUUGAUAUCUGGUGGUGCUCAAAUUGCUGUGACAAAUGAGAAUAAAAUUCACUACUUAAACCUGUUGGCCCAGUACAGACUAGCCAGUCAGGUGCGAGAUGAAGUAGAACACUUCCUUAAAGGUUUGAAUGAACUGGUCCCUGAAAACCUUCUGGCCAUAUUUGAUGAGAAUGAAUUGGAGUUGUUGAUGUGUGGUACAGGAGAUAUUAACGUGCAGGACUUUAAAGCUCAUGCUGUAAUUGUUGGAGGGUCAUGGCACUUCAGAGAAAAGGUUAUGAAAUGGUUCUGGGCUGUGGUGUCAUCCUUCACACAGGAAGAAUUGGCACGUUUGUUGCAGUUCACCACUGGCUCCUCGCAGCUCCCACCUGGCGGCUUUAAUACGCUUUGCCCGUCCUUCCAGAUUAUAGCAGCUCCCACACACAGCACGCUGCCCACUGCACACACAUGUUUUAACCAGCUGUGCCUCCCAACAUAUGACUCCUAUGAGGAGCUCCACAAGCUGCUGAAACUGGCCAUCAGUGAGGGGAGUGAGGGCUUUGGUAUGCUUUGAAACAUCAGUCCAGCUCAGGCCGAAACAGAGUUAUCUCCAAACUUCCUUUUUUCAUGAACAUGUCACCACAGUGUACUUUACAGUGUACUGUAAAGGAAGGACUUUGAUCACAAGAUGCCUCUGGGAGGAUUCAGGAGUUAUGUUCAUAUGUAUUUAAAGACUGUUCUACAAAAUGAAAAUGAUAGAUAGUUGCCUCUCUUUCUAUAUGAGUGCAGACAUAAUUAAAUGGCCUACAUAAGUGUCAGGAUGCUUGUUUUGCAUUUGACAUAAAGAGAAUGUUUUUUUGUUGUUGUUGUUUUUUUUU
Molecule: messenger RNA, 3558 nt
Organism: Carassius carassius (crucian carp)
Lineage: Eukaryota; Metazoa; Chordata; Actinopteri; Cypriniformes; Cyprinidae
Gene: arel1
Product: apoptosis resistant E3 ubiquitin protein ligase 1
Exons: 22
Coding region: 192-3254 (1020 amino acids)
Biological process (GO): proteasome-mediated ubiquitin-dependent protein catabolic process; positive regulation of protein catabolic process; protein polyubiquitination
Molecular function (GO): ubiquitin-protein transferase activity
Source: RefSeq, a predicted model, not a curated record